AUUUUAAAAAACACAAGAGGAAACAAAUUACUAAUAAAGAUAGAAGAAUUCUCUCAGUGGAAACAAAUCGGUCUUUCCCAGCUACAGUAUGAUGCUGCACAUGUUUUCAUUAAAAGUUCACUUAUAAGUGUACUUGGUAUAGCCUAUGUUGCAGGAAUAUGUCGUCCUCCUCUCAAUUGCGGAGUUAAUAAUUUCAGAGGAGAUCCCUGGUCUGUUUUUGCCCUCACUGUAGCUCAUGAGUUGGGUCAUACUUUGGGAAUGAAGCAUGAUGAAGAAUCCUGUUUGUGUGGGCAAAGUGCUUGCAUCAUGAAUGCUAUCAGAGUGCCAGCAGAGAGAUUCACCGAUUGUAGUUAUGCAGAUUUUACAAAGACCGCUUUCAACCAGGGAUCGUGUCUGCACAAUCCUCCAAUUCCAGGGACAGUCUUUAUGCUGGAGCACUGUGGGAAUGGUGUGGUUGAAGGAGAAGAGAAGUGUGACUGUGGAUCUGUAAAGCAGUGUAAACAAGAUCCCUGUUGUCUGCUGAACUGCACGCUGAGGCCUGGGGCUGCUUGUGCUUUUGGGCUUUGUUGCAAAGACUGCAAGUUCAUGCCAUCAGGGGAACUCUGCAGACGUCAGGUCAAUGAAUGUGACCUUCCGGAGUGGUGCAAUGGCACAUCCCAUCAGUGCCCAGAAGAUGUAUAUGUGCAGGAUGGGAUUCCCUGUAGUGAGCGUGCCUACUGCUAUCAAAAGAGCUGUAAUGACCAUGAUGAACAGUGCAGGGAGAUAUUUGGUGAAGGUGCAAAGAGUGCAUCCCAGCGUUGCUACAAAGAAAUCAACUCCCAGGGAAAUCGUUUUGGCCACUGUGGCAUCAAUGGCACGACAUACCUAAAAUGUCCUAUUUCAGACAGCUUUUGUGGGAGAGUUCAGUGUGAGAAUGUGGGAGAUAUUCCCCACCUGAGGGAUCACUCAACUUUGCAGUACACCCGCAUCAAUGAUGUCACCUGCUGGAGUAUCGACUAUCACUUAGGGAUGAAUACACCUGAUGCCGGUGAAGUGAAAGAUGGCACAGUGUGUGGUCCAGGAAAGCUCUGCAUACACAAGAGGUGCGUCAGUCUGUCUCUCCUGUCACAAGUCUGCCUGCCUGACACCUGCCACAUGAAUGGGAUCUGCAAUAAUAAGCAUCACUGCCACUGCAGCUAUGGGUGGUCCCCACCCUACUGCCUACACAGAGGCAAUGGAGGUAGUGUUGACAGUGGCCCGGCAUCCGCCAGAAGAGUUUUCUUGCCACUAGUUGUGACUCUUAGUUUGUCUCUUUUGCUUUUACCUUUGGCUGCUAUAUUUAUGCACCUUCGAAAACGUUUCGGGCCCAAGAAGACUACGGCUCAUUCUUCAGAUUAAGAACAUGCCUGUAACUUAAUAUCCUCUACACGAUUAAGUUUUAGUCUAUUGGCAGUAGAAGUUUUACUACAUACCUGACACUGAGCCCAUUUCUGACAGUUGACAGAAAAAUGCAGAGAGACCUUCCCUUCUGUCAGUAUCAGAAACUUUGCCAUCAAGCAAAGGUAAUCCCUAACACUUUCCUAUCUACGGUUCAUUGUCGUAAGCUGCAAAUAAAGCUCCGUUUUCCCCCUGAGUUAGCCCUCUUUGUGUUUCUUGAGCACAGAUAUGACUCAUGGGAAAGACAGGAGACAGACAUCUCAGGACCCCGGGCAGGGGGGCGGGGAGCGGCGGUGAGUCUUGCCUCUCUCCUUUUAUUCCCAAAGUAACAUCUCAGAGGUGCAGAGGAUGUAUUUGUGUGGUCCGCAGAGUGGAUUCCAUUUAUCAGGAGUUGUGUUCUUAGGUGAUUUUGACUGGGACUGGCCGUUGGAAUCAUGGCAAUGUUUUCUCAAUGAAAAGCUAGAACAGGCAAAGAUUGCAAGUUAGCUCGUGCCAUCAGGGGAACUCUGUAGACAUCAGGUCAAUGAACGCGACCUUGCAGAGUGGUGCAAUGGGACAUCCCAUCAAUGUCCAGAAGAUGUUUAUGUGCAGGACAGGAUUCCCUGUGGUGACAGUGCCUACUGCUAUCAAAAGUGAUAUAAGGAGUUCCCAUUGUGCCACAGCAGAA
Molecule: messenger RNA, 2083 nt
Organism: Sus scrofa (pig)
Lineage: Eukaryota; Metazoa; Chordata; Mammalia; Artiodactyla; Suidae
Source: RefSeq, a predicted model, not a curated record